GGGGUAAUCAGUUAUAACUGGAGGACUGUGGGCUGGCUGUAUCUCCUCACAACAUGUCAAGUGUCAGUAGUCGACUGGCCGGGUAUGUUGUAUUGGUCUGCUCGGUCGCUGUAGCAACUCUCCCGGCGCUGGCAAAAUCAACACAAUGUGACGCUCCUCUGGGUUUUGAGAAUGGCAACAUCACAGAUGAUCAAGUUUCUGCAUCAUCAUCUCUCAAUUCCACCUACGCAGCAAAGGCAGCAAGAUUUAACAUUGGAGAAGGAUGGGUAGCCCAACAAUCCAAUGGCAAAGAGUACCUGCAGGUUGACCUGCUGACUCAGCAUAACGUGACCAGCUACUCAGUCCAGGGCAGCAGGAAUGGGUGGUACCCAGAGGCAGUGCUACUGUUCUACAGCCAGGAUGGUCUUGACUGGGAGAGUUACGUCACCAGCAAUGGGACACAGAGUCUGCCAGGGACACCAAACGCCUGGGAUGUUGUCACAGUGGACUUAAAUCCAGCUGUACAGGCCAGGUACUUAGCCUUUGUACCUCAGCACAAUAACAGUAGCUAUACAGGUCUACGACUGGAGUUGUAUGGGUGUGAGGCACAACGACCAAUUCCCGUCAGACACGCCCCUGUCUCCCAGGACAUACAGGGGAGCAGUGAGUGGUUACCCAGCCAGAGUCCAUAUGUCAUCAACACUCUCAUCAGGAUUCGUCCAGGAGCAUUCGUCAAAAUACAACCCGGAGUCAAGGUUAUAUUCAAUUCUUCAGACGCAGGAUUCAUCGUUCUUGGUACAUUGGAGGCCCGAGGUCUCAGUGGAUUACCUGUGGUUUUCACAGCUUCAAAUGCCUUCACAAACCUGACAAACAUGUGGGCAGGCAUUGAAGUUGUCAGUCAAGGAAAUUUGUCUUUGGAAUUCAGCCACAUAUAUGGAGCGGAUUUCGGCAUCAAAGGAGCUCUUGGAUCCAUUACUAUAAGACACUGCAACAUCCACCACAACGGCAAAGGAAUAUACCUUGAGAUGGGGGAUACAGUCGAAGACAGAAUUCAAAUAUCAGGAACCAUCAUAUCAGACAACACCCAAGAGGGCAUAUACGGAAGAAACUUUUUAAGCACCCGACCCAAAAUACUGCUGAAGAAUAAUACAUUGGAGGGGAGCCAAACCACGAACUACAACCUGGUGUAUAUUCAAACAAGACGUUCUAUACAUGGAAGUAUUAUUAUGACCGAAAAUGCUUUUCAAACACGAAAAAGCAUUCGCAUACAAGGCAGACAUUUUGUCGCAUUUGAUAUUUCAAAUAACAUAUUUACUGGAAUCAAAGGAGACACCGGGAUAGUUAUAGAGGCAGAGGACACAAUUAUAUUUGGUAAUAUCUUCACCAACUGUUCCACGACGUCGGUGAUUCACACAAAUAGAAUCGGAGUACAGAUCCACAACAAUGUCUUCCAGAACCCACAGGCACUCUACGACCUGUUUGUUGAUAUGGAUUAUUCUGAGAACCAAAAACUGAAUGCAAUCCACAAUUUUUGGGGAAGCAGUGACCGGUUCUUUGUUCGGUCCAGAAUAUGUGACUUUUAUUGUGAUGUCACAAAAAUGAGGGUUGAAGUGGAUCCAUACUUUGUCUCAGAGAUGCUCAGUGAACUGUCAUCGCAGUUAGAUUCGGACAUUUUUGUUUUGAACAGUGAAAACGAGAUUGGAGGAAUGUUGAACAAGUCAGUCACUCUUCAACCCAACCAAGUACUGUAUGUGAACAGAAGUGUGUAUAUUCCAGAAGGGACUGAGCUGACAAUAAGCAAGAACACCACACUGGUGUUUCCAUACAAGCAAGGGGUUUUGGUUAGAGGAAUAUUAACAAUACAAGGCGAGGCAGAUGCCAACGUUGAACUAAGGAGUGAUGGUUCCCCCAGUAAUCAGCGAUGGGCUGGCAUCAUAUUCAAUGCUACAGGAUCUUCACUGCAACACACCAUAUUGAAACAUGCGGAGACAGGAAUACGUUUAUCCAUCAAUGAUUCUGGUGAAAUUAGAGCUUCUGAUUCCAUCAUUUCCCAGUGCACAACAAGCAUAGCUGGGCAGCUGUGGUCUGAAGUCUCCUUGUCCCUUGAAAGAGUGAAAGUAAAUGAAACCAGCAGGUUCAUUGUUCUGGACGUGCUUAGUUCACACCCAGUGUCAUUGAACAUCAAUGAGUCCGAAAUUGAAUGUUCCUCUGGAACACGUAUUCAAACGAAUCGUAAUGAAGUCAAUUUUCAUGUAAGAAUGAGCUCUACAAAACUGUACUCCAGGUCUACAGGAUUUUACAUGCGGUCAUGUAAUUCAUAUAUUACUAUAAACGCACAGGAUUCUGAUUUUAAGAGUGCAUAUAGUUCUGAUAGUUUUGACAUCGUUGGAGGAGUAUUAAACAUAACAUUCAGGGGAGUGUCAGUUAUUGGAAAUAGGGGAGCCACGAUUUUCAGAACAUGUACCGGAAGUGGUCAAUUUCUUGCAGCAGGAGCCAUAGAUAUUCAAGAUUCGAUCUUUGAUGUGCAGUCUGUAGUUCCACUGGACGUUGAAAGCGGACAGGAUGCAAGGCAUGAUGUCCUACUUAUAAAUAAUACAUUCCGCAUACAAAAUCAGAAUUAUGAAGGUGUUAAGGCGCUUAUCGGGAGGGACAGCCUUCCUUGGAGUAUGACCAUACAUGACAACAGGUUUGAAAAUUGUGGAUUAAAAAUUGAAGGUAGCGCUCUAAAUACAUCAAUAGAUGGUAACACGUUUCUGACUGAAAGGUCAGCUAUGGACAUUAAUGUUCAAACGCCAGAAGGUGGUAGCACAAGAAUUAGUCAAAAUCGUGUACAGGGUGGCGAUGUAAAGGUGAAAUCUGAAGGAGACAGGGAAAGGUUAUAUCUAACAAACAACACCUUCAACUUGAGUACUAUCAUCCUAAUGAGCCCCAAUGUAACUUUGAAUCAGAACACUUUCCUUGCUGGCCAGGACUAUGAUAUCAAAUUUGAAGGCAGUGGUUAUGCAGACAAAGAAAUUAACUCCACAUACAACUAUUGGGGUACCACUGAUGCCAAGGACAUAGCAUCGCGAGUGUAUGAUUCAUCAUAUGACCCUUCGCUUCCAACAAUCACGUUUGUACCUUUCUAUGGAUUCCCAAACUUAACCGAUCCCCGGUCUCCGCGCCCUGGUUUUAUUUCUGCUGAUGGUACACUUGGUGGAAACGUUGGAGGGACUGUUACCCUUACACCCGAGGAAAGCCCGUACACUGUGGCUGAAAACAUCGUGGUCGGAAAACUGGAGACACUUAUAAUUGAGGCGGGAGUGUCUUUGCGGUUUGAGAAGGGAUCUGGCAUCUUUGUAGAAGGUGCACUUAUUGUUCGCGGCAACAAGAGUCAUCCUGUGAAGGCCGAGCCAAUUACUCCUGGAGUGAAAUGGUCAGGAGUAAGAUUACUAGCCAAUCGUUACCGGCGGCCGUCUUCCAUUGCUAACACCACUGUUCGACUUGUCGGAGGGGUGAAAAAAUAUGAGGGCCGUCUUGAAGUCAACAUUAAUGGAACUUGGGGGACCGUCUGUGAUUAUGCUUUUGACAAAAAUGAUGCCGAAGUCGCUUGCCUAAUGCUUGGAUAUAACUACACCGUAGCAGAGGUUGUUCCUUCUCCAAAUGACUUUGGUGGAGGUUCAGGUCCAAUACACCUUGGCAACCUGAAAUGUACAGGCAAAGAGGAAACGCUGAUGGAAUGUGAAAGAUCCAUGUUUUACUGUAACCACAGAAUGGAUGUUGCAAUACGAUGUGGUCAGAAGCUACUGCCUACUCCUCAAGAUAUCGGGAACGAUGUGCAGCUUCGCCAUUUCCACAUUAAUGACACAGAUUCUGGACUUGAAAUCAAUGGAAAUGUUACACUCAUGGAGAAUGUUGUAUCAUCUUACUCAGGUGGACACGGUGUCACUUUCAAGCUUGGAAUGAAAGGAAUACCUCCUGUUAUCCACAUUGAUGGACUGGAGUCGGUAAACAACCAUUUGUCAGGAGUCAGAGUCGACUUGGACACAGAUGAUUUUAUAAGCAAGUCACAAAUCAGGAUAUCCAACUGUGAUGUCCAUUCAAAUACAGCAUAUGGCGUUUACAUCCAGCAAUAUGUGAACAUUUCUCUGACAUCGUGUCGCUUUUCUGGGAAUUCCUAUCAAACGAUCUUUUCCGAAAGUGACGCUGUAAUAAACAUUGAAGAUUCCAUUUUCUCAAACGGCACAAAUGGUGCGUUUUACAUGUAUUACAGAAGGAGUGCAGAAAGUCGUUUACAAAUUUCUGUUAAAGAUUCACAGUUCUAUGAUUGCGAUUUACAAAAUAACUAUCGCUGGAGCAGCAACAGACAUUUGUUUCUUUUCCCGUCGUCAAGUUUUCAAGACUUGGAUAUUGCACUCAUCAACAAUACAUUCCAUAGGAUAAAUGCGAAUAUCUUGUAUUGCCACACUAGUUACGAAUCCACCACUUCCAUGAAUAUUAUGGACAACACAUUCCAAAAUAUUACCGGUGGUAUUGUUUGGUUACAACAACCAAACUACAAGACAUUUCAGUUUCAGUUUGUAAAUAACGUUGUAGAGAACGCAUCAAUGUCAUCUUCUGAACCAUUAAUGAAAAUCUUUGAUCAGAAAACUAUAGGAGGUCCGCUUGACAUUGUCAAUAAUACAUUUUCUGCGAAUAUAGCUUCGCAUAUAAUUCUCCUCGGGGAUAUUAAAAAAUCUGAAACAAACAUGAGCAUAACAGGGAACAUAUUCAAGGAUAACAUAUGCUCUGAGACUGUAAAUACUUCUUCAAAUCAGCUCACACUGAGGAACAAUAUUUUUAGUAACCCAUCUGCCACGCGCGAGCUAAUAGCGCCAUCUUUUGCCAGAUGGUAUGACAUCGAUGCUCGUUGGAACUUCUGGGGAAAACAAGACAUGGAUUAUGUCACGCGCAGGAUAUGUGGAUUUGACAUUGACAUGGCGAAGUUAUUUGUGCAUUAUCUGCCGUACUACCUAUCUGAAGAUUUAACUGAUACUUCAAGGUCAUCUCAGACAACUUUCACAGGUGGUGAGAUCACUGGUGAGGUACAUCUUCUAACAUCUGAAUCACCAUAUGCUAUAAAGAGAUCAAUAUUUGUUAGGUCGGAGGGCAUAUUACGCAUUGACAGUGGUGUGGAACUACAGUUCGAACCAAAUACAGGAAUCUAUGUCGAUGGCGUACUUGUGGCCGGAGAAGGUGUAACUACAGAAAGAGUUCUACUGACCAGAGCAACAACGAUGUCAUGGUUUGGUGUUGUGCUUCCAUACAAGACAGAGGGGGUAUCUGAGACCGUCAGACUGACCAACGGAACAAAGCCGAAUGAAGGACGACUUGAAAUUUUCGUGAACGGGUCCUGGUCAACCAUGUGUAGUAUUAACAGGAAAGAGGCGCUUCUUCUCUGCAAGGAACUGGGCUACGGAUCAGAGGACUUUGAUGCGUACCUGCUUCGAGAUAGAAAUGGAACAGUUCUCCAGGAUCUCAACUGUGACGAUUUGGCCUCCUCUCUAUCUGACUGCCAGCCCAAACUCUCUUCCAGUAGAUACUGUGGCAAACGUGGAGGUAUUGGAAUCCGAUGCCACAACUUUGUUGCUCACACAGGAACACAUACAUACUCCUAUCUGGAAAGAGUGUCCAUCCAGGAUUCGAUAACUGGUCUUGUGGUAGAGACUCCCACAGUACGCUUGUCCAAUUGCCAUAUCAACAACACAGAGAAAGUAGGCCUCACGAUUCAGACUGACACCAUUGACCUUGACCUGAAUGGAUCAGUUGUCGAACAUGGGCAGUCAACAGGUAUAUUGACUAAAGUAACUAAACGUUUCCGUUUCUGGAAUGGCACAACACAACACAAUCAAGGAAGUGGAAUUGUUCUGUUUGUAACAGCGGCUCCCACAACGGUUGAAAAAAUGAACAUCAUUAAUAACAGUCUUCAUGGUUUGGAAACACAGCUGAAUAUACAGAUCUUCAACGGCGUGUUACACAUAAAGAGCAACAGAUUUGUGGAUCAUGGCUGGGGAGGUUCGGGUCUUCAACUGCAUGGCGAAGCACUGUCCAACACGAUGGUGUACGUGGAACAGAAUUCAUUUUGUAAUAAUGUUAAAUCCAUGGAUGUAAAAGUGGUGGGUAUUAAUUAUUUCAGUGAAAACAGGUGCGUCAUCAGGGGGAAUAUCUUCAGAUCAACUGGUCAAAUAUCAGUGCUUUCAGGACACCAAGUAUCUAUUUACAUUGAAGACAAUCUUUUCAAGAAUUCAUUUGGUGGGGACAAAUGUUUUCUGGAUGUGGAGGUGGAUGAUACAAGAGAUGGUGACAAAGUUCAAAAUAUUAGUUUGUCAACCAAUAGUUUCCAAAAUAUUACAGGUCGAUGUGUAGUUUAUGUAAAAUCAACAAAUUAUGGAUUUAAUGGGAUGCUCACUUAUAACCAGAUAUUCAGUUCCCCCACCGAUGAAGGGACAGUCUUGUUAGACUCGAAAAACGUUAGCCUUUAUUAUAACACGUUUGAUAACCCGAGAGCUGACUACGAACUAAAGAUCCUGUUGGCUGGAGAGGAGCAGAUUAAUGCUGAACACAACUGGUGGGGAAGUGCUGAUCCAGCCAUUGCCGGACAACGGAUUCUACACAAGGAUCUUGACCAGAGGCUUCUCAAGGUGGACUACCUUCCUAUCCUCACUGAUCAGAAUUUCGACUGUUCUGAGGUGCAGAACUGCAGUGAUAAUGGUAAAUGUGUUCGUCCAAAUGGGUGCAGAUGUGAAGAGGGUGGGGCUGGAGCGAAUUGUUCCGACUUCGACUGUUUUGGUGUUGACAACUGUAAUGGAAAUGGUUUGUGUAAGGGGCCGAACCAAUGCAAUUGUUCUCUGGGGUCAUCCUGUGCAAUUGCCACAUGCCAUGAAGUAAAUGACUGUGGUGGAAAUGAAAGAGGAUACUGUGCGUUGCCUGAGAGGUGCACAUGUUUUCCCCAGUUUUGCGGAGCUAACUGCUCCAAGUGUGCACCCUUACGAUGGGGAGACAGUUGCCUUCCUUGUCCUCAGUGCAACCAUGGAUCGUGCAACCUCACAAAUGGCAACUGUGAUUGCGUUGCUGACAACUGGUCAGGCGAUUUGUGUGACACGUGCAGUGAGACGUUUUAUGGCCCCAACUGUCUUCCAUACACAAAUGUCCUGAACAUCAUCCCAAGCUCUGGCCCUGACACUGGAGGAACAGACGUGCACAUCUGGGGACACAACUUCCCAGAGACAGACAACGACAUCUUCUACUGUAGAUUCGACUCCACAGUGGUCAAUGGCACGCGCAUGUCGAAGGAACACGUCAUGUGUAGGAAUCCUCAGCAUCAAGUAGGCAGUAUAACUGUGGAGAUUUCUCCUGAUGGGCUACAGUUUACUCGAAAUCAGACAUCAUUUACGUACUAUGAAGGUUGUCCACCUGGAGCAUGUGGGAAAACGGAAAGCCCUCCCCAUGGCCACUGCUUCUAUGGAGGAUGCAUAUGUACCCUGCCCUGGUCAGGACAGGACUGCAACGUCGAGCUGAAUGCACCAGUUAUAUCCGCCUUUAAAAGCAUGCAAGUUGCUGCUGAAGGAGAUCAAUAUCAUCUUCAACUGACACUCAUUGAGUAUCUUAAGGAGUUAUUUUCUCUUGGCCUUGAAAUACUGGAGUGA
Molecule: messenger RNA, 7643 nt
Organism: Haliotis rubra (blacklip abalone)
Lineage: Eukaryota; Metazoa; Mollusca; Gastropoda; Lepetellida; Haliotidae
Exons: 22
Coding region: 54-7643 (2529 amino acids)
Cellular component (GO): membrane
Source: RefSeq, a predicted model, not a curated record